UAGGACUCGGUGGAGGAUAGGAUUGUUUUUGCUUGAAGUGCAAUAUUACUUCAUAUUUAAAGGUUCGAGCGGAAUUAAUGGUUUUUUCAAAUGGAUCGCUCAUAUUUAAAAGAAAGAGAUAUUGAAGUAGAUAUCGAAGAUGGUGGAACAACCAGUGAAGAUGAAAGAACCAAAGGCCAUGGUUCAUAAAAUUUGCAAACAAAGAGAACUUCCAGUAAUGUUUGGAGUGAUCUUUUGACUUUUGAUAGAGUAGGCAAGGGUAAAUGUGGCAUAAACUCUUGCGGUAGUUACUUGAUUUUUGGCUGGAUUGAGGGUGAGAAUAUGGAAUUCUUGGUGGACAAGAGUUCAGAAGGAGAAGAGAAUAGUGAACUAAUGGCGCUGGUGGAAAAGAAUUUCGCAGAGGAUAAGUGUAAGAAGACAAAUUCUAGGAAGCCUCCCAAGCCACCACUGCCUCCUAAAGGUCCACUGUUGGAUGCAGCAGACCAGGAGUCGGUGAGGGAGAUUGCCGAACUUGCCAUGAGAAAACGUGCAAGGAUGAAACGGAUUAAAGCGAUGAAGAAGAUGAAGGCUGCAUCAUCAUCAAACAGUAGCCUUUCUGCUAUGGUCAUCACAGUUAUCUUUUGCCUUGUCAUACUCUUUCAAGGUAUAUGUUAUAGACGUGGUGCAAGUGUAAUGAUACAGGGAUCUCCCGCACCGGAAGUUGGCUCAAUUGAAAGCUUGAUUUCUGUUCAAUUUUACAGAAACUUUCCGACAUUUGAGAAACAUGACCAAGAUCCAACUAGCUUGGUAGAACAGCCGGUUUCCGGUUCAGUUCUGGAGGAAGAAACUAUGGAAGUUGACAGAUAAUGGGGAAAAACAGGUGAAGUUGCCUAUGUGGCAUU
Molecule: messenger RNA, 881 nt
Organism: Hibiscus syriacus
Lineage: Eukaryota; Viridiplantae; Streptophyta; Magnoliopsida; Malvales; Malvaceae
Exons: 3
Coding region: 322-846 (174 amino acids)
Source: RefSeq, a predicted model, not a curated record